Molecule: messenger RNA, 714 nt
Organism: Microthlaspi erraticum
Lineage: Eukaryota; Viridiplantae; Streptophyta; Magnoliopsida; Brassicales; Brassicaceae
Source: the annotation of a GenBank genome assembly
AUGCCGCAUCAAUCUCAUGCCAAUUACAAGAGAGAGAGGAGUCCAACACCCAACCACCCUCCCUUUUAUUGCAAUGCCAUCACAAGAAGAAGCACUACUCAAGUCCAUGAGGACAAUGAAGAAGAAGAAAGAGAGUAUGAGGAACAAUUGAAUGAUGAAGAUGAAGAGCAGAGCAUCGACAUCAAUGCUUCCCCAAAACAGAGCAUGGAUACACCAAGCCCUAGAGACCCUCGUUUCUCACCAAGAAGUCAAGCUUCUACACUUCCAAGAUUGGAAGCAAUGCAAAGACCAUCACCACCUACUGAAGAAGAAGAUACUUGGCAGUAUGAUCCCAUUGAUCCCAACAAGAUAAGCCCCAUGAAGCUUAAGGAGUUCAAUGCUAAGGUGAAAUCACUUCCAUUCUAUGUCACUUUUGAAGAAGCUUGGGAUAAGCAUGGUCUAGUGGAGUUCUUUUUCACAACUAGUGAAAACAAAGAAGAGAUACACCAACUUUUCAGGAAGGCUCGAUUUCCCCUUGCCCCUCAUGGAGUCAAUCAACCACCAUCACCACCAUCAUCACCACCACCUCAGUGGUAUGUCAAUUCCAUAUCAAGAGAGAAGCUUGCUGAGUUCAAUCAGUUUGUCCAAACUCUUCCAGCCAGCAUGUCUUUCAAACAAGCUUGGCGCCACUACCCAUUCACCACCUUUCUUCCACAACUGCAAGGAGACACCUGA